Molecule: messenger RNA, 656 nt
Organism: Pistacia vera
Lineage: Eukaryota; Viridiplantae; Streptophyta; Magnoliopsida; Sapindales; Anacardiaceae
Product: serine/arginine-rich SC35-like splicing factor SCL33
Exons: 5
Coding region: 1-615 (204 amino acids)
Biological process (GO): mRNA splicing, via spliceosome
Cellular component (GO): cytoplasm; nuclear speck
Molecular function (GO): RNA binding
Source: RefSeq, a predicted model, not a curated record
AUGAGUGGUCGAAGCUACAGUUACAGUCCUUCACCACCAAGGCAUUAUAGCAGGAGGCAUCGCAGCCCUAGCCCUAGGGGUCGUUAUGGAGGUCGUGCUAGGGACAUGCCUACCAGUCUUCUGGUUCGGAACCUACGCCAUGACUGCAGGCCUGAAGAUCUACGUGGACCAUUUGGGCAGUUUGGUCGUCUGAAGGACAUUUACUUGCCACGGGACUAUUACACUGGGGAACCUCGUGGUUUUGGUUUUGUCCAGUAUCUAGAUCCUGCUGAUGCUGCUGAUGCCAAAUAUCAUAUGGAUGGUUAUGUACUUCUUGGCAGAGAACUGACUGUUGUAUUUGCAGAGGAAAACAGGAAAAAGCCUUCAGAAAUGAGGGCAAGAGAACGUGUUAGGGGUCAAUCAUAUGAUCGUAGGCGGUCUCCGUUUGAAUACUCACGAUCACCACGUUAUGUAAGGAGUUAUUCUCGUAGUCCAGAUUAUUAUUUCCCUUCUCCUAUGCGCAGGCGAUAUUCAAGGUCGAUUUCACCCAGAGACAGAAAUUACAGAGGGCGAUCUUACUCGAGGUCACCUUAUGGGUCAAGGAGCAGGAGUGGAAGCAUUGAAUAUUCUAGAUGAGUUUGCUUUGAUGAUAUGAUAAUAAGUUAAACCAAGGGAUG